AUGGACGAAUCCGCCAAAACCCAUCUGCUAGAACUCGCCGAGUCCUACCGUGUCGGUGGAGCCAUCAUAGGCGCCCUCGCCGGCUUCGCCAUCAUAGCCCUCCUCGCCCACCUCAAAGUCACCUACCCAGGCCACCGCAAAGGUUUCUGGCCCUGCUACCUCGCCGGCUACAUCGGCUACUCGAUCGCCGAGGCCCUCUCGCACACGGCCAUCGGCGUGCUGCCCAAUACUUGCGCCGCGACGGUGGAACUCAUGGGGCGGGAAGGGGCUUUGGCGUGGCCUUGUCAGAGGGAUAGAUCAAGUGGGUGGUUGUCUCGUUAG
Messenger RNA from Zasmidium cellare ATCC 36951, 321 nucleotides. RefSeq lists its product as uncharacterized. The record is from RefSeq and is a predicted model, not a curated record. NCBI's taxonomy places the organism in Eukaryota, Fungi, Ascomycota, Dothideomycetes, Mycosphaerellales, Mycosphaerellaceae. The transcript is spliced from 2 exons. Bases 1 to 321 code for a protein of 106 amino acids.